This is a messenger RNA of Notolabrus celidotus (New Zealand spotty), 1340 nucleotides long. RefSeq lists its product as uncharacterized. The record is from RefSeq and is a predicted model, not a curated record. The coding region runs from base 94 to 1275 and encodes 393 amino acids. Lineage: Eukaryota; Metazoa; Chordata; Actinopteri; Labriformes; Labridae. The transcript is spliced from 2 exons.
GAGGACACAAGCCCACCAGAGAUUCAGCAAGCAGCAAAAAAGGCACCAGUAAAGACUUUGGUUGUGAAAUAAGUUGACAUACACGACAAAAAGAUGAGCCGCUUGGCAGACUGGAUUGUUGAGAACAAAGACAAAAUUGAGGCAGGGGUGGAGAUCAUGGGGAAAGCUUCCCAAGUGCUUGCUGCCACGGUGGGCAAGCUUCACCCCCUCCUUGAAGUUGUCUUCAUUGCUGCUGCAGAACUACUCAGGAACCCGGAUGGCCAAGAGGCUCGCUACGUGACCAAACAGUGCGAACUUGUCAAUAAGAAACUGGAGGGAAUCCAAGAUGAGAUAACCCAAAUCGCCCUGGAGCUGCAGAGGACAUCGAUGAACAAGCAAAACUUCCACCAAGAGGCCCAGAUGAUCAGCCAGUAUGAAAAGUUCCAGGACUUUAUAAACGCUGAUCAAACGUUUAAAGAGAAGAAGAUGGAGAAGUUUCUCAGCCAUUACGAGAACACUGACAGGGACAUGAACUUAGACGCACUCUACAACGCAGUCAUUGGGGAGAACAUCUCAGGGGACCCCAUGCUGGAAACAGUGGUCACCACCGAGCAGAGGAGCAGGAGGGCCGUGGAGAAUUUUUGUGCCAGUCUGAAGAAGCUCUUUGUGGUCGGCAUUAUUGCAGUCAUGGGCCACUCUGCCCUCAAAGAAGGGGUGGUUGGGGAGGAGAUGGUGAAGAAGUGGAAGGACCGCAUGGAGGUAGUAGAGAAGCGGAUGAAAGCAGCUGUGGAUGAAUGCACAGAGAAAUUUGCAGAUCAAGCCAAGCUGGACGUGGAGCACAUACUUCAAGAGAACCCCGGCACAGUCAACAGCGAGUUCACCCAAACCCUCCUGGAUUUACUCAUGAAGAAAUACGACUGGGUUAACUGGUCCAUCAGAGCCUUCAACAACAGAGAGCGGGUCUUCUUUCUUAACUGGCUUGCAGGAAAGAAGUUCCAUGGAAGUGGGGGCAGCAACUGGUUUCAGUUUUUAACCAGGAGCGGGAUCACAGUAGUGGUCUCUUACUGUGUUGACCCCAAGCCCAUCAACAAGGGUCAGAUUCAGGAGAAGAUCGAGGCCAGGAAGUUGAAGGGGAACAUGAUGGCACUGGCUCUUUCUUUGAACAACUUUUUCCCAAACUGUCUGGUUCAUGCAGUCAGCCACUACAAGGAGGUGGCUGAGUCCCAUAACUUCAGUGAGGACUGUUACUACUACUGGAAACACAAAAGAGCCCACCUCUGCAUUCACCCUGAGUAGACCCGCUGAGACUCUUCAAGUGGAGGGACACACAGAUUCAUGAAUAUUUUUACCUAUACGACAUU